Leptosia nina is the source of this 399-nucleotide messenger RNA. The record is from the annotation of a GenBank genome assembly. Lineage: Eukaryota; Metazoa; Arthropoda; Insecta; Lepidoptera; Pieridae.
AUGGUCUCAGCUAACAUCAUCAGACGCGAUUUGAAUAGGCCCGCUGCGAUUGAUAAAUCACUAGAAAUCGAACCAAAUAAAAAUGCGUCUGUGAUAGACGCGGUUAAGAAUUGUGAAUCUGUAAACAUUAGCAAGGAGACGAACUUUCAAGUUCGACAUUUGAAUUCGAUUUACUUGAAUAAUAUUUACUCUGUGACAACUAGCGGUUUGAUUGAAGAUCAGAUGGCAAUUGACAAGGUCAAAGUGGACGGGAUAAACUUAUACGAUGUUAUUACACCCGACUGUGGGGGCGCUGAAGUGUGCCCAAAUCUGAAAACCAGGGUUACUGAGAAGAAUACGAUUACAAUUGGAUUUCUGAGUGCCUACAGGUGGAGUCAGGUAAGUCUACGUACGCGUUAA